Manis pentadactyla (Chinese pangolin) is the source of this 1055-nucleotide messenger RNA. RefSeq names its product zinc finger protein 541-like. Gene Ontology annotation, cellular component: transcription regulator complex; histone deacetylase complex. The transcript is spliced from 5 exons. Gene Ontology annotation, molecular function: transcription corepressor activity. NCBI's taxonomy places the organism in Eukaryota, Metazoa, Chordata, Mammalia, Pholidota, Manidae. The record is from RefSeq and is a predicted model, not a curated record. Gene Ontology annotation, biological process: negative regulation of DNA-templated transcription; regulation of transcription by RNA polymerase II. Bases 415 to 888 code for a protein of 157 amino acids.
ACUGGUCGGUCCACUUCCUUUCCACUGCUUCCUGCACAACCUGCCAGUGGAAGCCAUGGGCAGAGCCCAAACCAAGCGCCACAAAAAAUCUCUCCAGAACAGCUUGACUUGCGCGUUCAUUCAUCCAUCUUCCAUGCCGGCCCUGUGGGGGCAGUGCUGAGGACACCAUGGUAACAGGGACGGCCCCAGCCUGGCGUCCUGGGGCUGCCAGUCCAGGGAUAAGACAGAGACAGCGAGGAGAGUAGCCAGCCCAGAAAGCAGAGAAAGUGCCUGCGUACCAAGGCAUCGUUCCUGCCUCCUGCUCCUUAUGCCUUUGGGGAGCCGGGCCCCGAAGGAGGCCACCAGAGCUGCCUGUGGUUUCCGGUGCUCCUGGUGGACCACUCCCUGCAGGGACUGUUCCAGUGGUCUCCCAAUAUGCCGCCCCUGGUGCUGAGCCCCAUCGGGGAGGGGGUCUGGGCUGUAUUUAAACACUGUUCCAUGUCCACUCAGGAUGAUUCUGACAAAGUCAUCGGCAGCAAGCUUGAUCAAGUGGAUGACUCUUCUGGCAGCCAUGUUAUCAAGGAUGACACCAAGCCCCACGUUCGAAUACGCAUCAGGAUAGGAAGCGAGUUUCAGGCCGAGAUCCCGGAGCUCCAGGAGCGCCCUACGGCCGAGACCGAUGAAUAUGGAGCUUCUCUGGUCUGGAAGCCAUCGGACGAUGUGUUGAGCAAUCCAGAAACACAGGAUAGAGUUACUGAGCUCUGCAAGAUGGCGUCCAGCGCGAUGCCAGGAGGGGGCACCAACCUGGAGCUCUCUCUGCACUGCCUGCACGAGGCCCAGGGCGACGUCCCGGUGAGCUGGAGGCAGGGGCGGGCUUGGCGGGUCCCUGGGAAGCCCCUGCUCUCCUGAGGCUGGGGAUCUGGUUCAUGUAAUGUGCCAUCUGCCGGCUUUGCGGCUCAUGAAAACUAAAGAAAGGCCACCCAUCCUUCUCCCCAGUGGCUGUGGGGUUGAUGUCGUUGUCAGUUGUAGGGCAAGUGUGCAGAUGGGGCCCAGUUAGUCAGUUAUUUACCUUGGGC